GAAAGAAGAAGAAGCAGCAGCGGCUCAGGAAGUACAGAUGUUUAGUAGAUUUUCGUUGCUGAGGGAAAAGAAAAGCUUCUGUCUUCCGGAUUUAAAGUCUGUUUUGGCUUUAUUGUAAUAAGGCAGGUGAUGGCAGAGCCAAAGGUUUGCACCAUUGAUGGGAAAUUAGCUGAAGAAUUUGCUGUUCCUUCCCAUGUGGAUGAGGUGAAAGAGAAGAUGACUGCUUUUGCCAGACAACAUGAGUCUGCAGGCCGCCGAGUGGUUCUAAUCACAUCUGGAGGCACCAAAGUCCCGUUGGAGUCUCGCACCGUGCGUUUCCUUGACAAUUUCAGCAGUGGAAGGCGAGGAGCUUCCUCAGCAGAGUACUUCAUUGAGUCUGGGUAUGCCGUUGUCUUCCUGCAUCGGCAUCGCUCCCUCUACCCGUACAGCCGCACAUUCUCAACCAUAAACGUUCUUGAUGCUCUGCAGUUCAAAAGUGAAAAUGAGGACUCCAGUGUUUCUGGUGAGCUGGUGGUGAACCAACAGGUGCUUCCGAACAUUGCUCAAGUCCUAAAGAGAUACCAAGAAAUGAAAGACGCUGGACUUCUUCUGCCCAUUGAGUUCAUUACUCUGUCAGAGUACCUGCACCUCCUCAAAGCAGCAGCACAGGCACUUAGCACGAUAGGGUCAAAGGCCAUGUUUUACUUGGCUGCAGCUGUAUCUGAUUUUUAUAUCCCAGCAUCAGAGAUGCCUGAACAUAAAAUUCAGUCUUCUGACGGACCCCUUCAGCUCACCAUGAAAAUGGUCCCGAAGAUACUCUCCCCCCUGGUGAAGGAGUGGGCACCCCAAGCAUUUGUCGUAUCCUUCAAGCUGGAAACAGACAAAACCAUUUUGCUGGAAAAGGCUCGACGGGCUCUGGCCACCUACAGACACCAAGCAGUUGUGGCCAAUGUUUUGGACUCUCGGCGGGGUUACGUGGUGAUAGUGACCCAUGACACGCAGGUUGAGCUGAUCCUCACGGACGAGGAUGUUAUGAAGGAUGUGGAGAUAGAAGAGAGAAUAGUCAGUAACCUGACAUUAGCACACAGCCAGUUCAUUUCUUAGCAUCUUCGCUGCAUGUCCCCUCUGUGUGUUUAUGAUGCAAAUACAAAUGUGAGCUUUAACUGUUUGCACUCAUACCUGCCUGUUCUACUGACUGGCCACAUUGUGUACUAAUUAGACUGUAUGGCUGUAGAAUCUUGCUUUACCGUCUCCUCUCAUGUUUAAUUAUAGAAUGAGUGCACUUCAACACAGUGUUCCUCUACUACAACAACAAUACAGUUUACUGAAAUCUUUUUCACAAGUUUAUUCAUCAUGAGCAAUAUAGCAGAACUGAAAUGAGAUGUCGGCUUUAUGCAAGAACUGACUGGCGUCCCACUAAUAAAAGUACAGUGAAAUGAUG
Messenger RNA from Thalassophryne amazonica, 1420 nucleotides. RefSeq names its product phosphopantothenoylcysteine synthetase (gene ppcs). The transcript has 4 exons. The record is from RefSeq and is a predicted model, not a curated record. Gene Ontology annotation, molecular function: phosphopantothenate--cysteine ligase activity. NCBI's taxonomy places the organism in Eukaryota, Metazoa, Chordata, Actinopteri, Batrachoidiformes, Batrachoididae. Gene Ontology annotation, cellular component: cytoplasm; nucleus. Gene Ontology annotation, biological process: coenzyme A biosynthetic process. The coding region runs from base 130 to 1083 and encodes 317 amino acids.